Molecule: messenger RNA, 741 nt
Organism: Acanthosepion pharaonis
Lineage: Eukaryota; Metazoa; Mollusca; Cephalopoda; Sepiida; Sepiidae
Source: the annotation of a GenBank genome assembly
AUGUUUGUUUCUGCCUAUAUUUACGUGAAUGAAUGGCACAUCAAACGGCUUCGAAACAGAAUCCUUGUCCUACUAUUUGUAUAUUUCACGAAGACCUCAUUUCACAAAGAUGCACCCGUUACCACUGACUGCGCAAUCGAUGUCUCUGUCAACGAUGGGUGUGGCUGCUGGCUAGGUGUUCACCCGCUGCGUAACCCGUCUGAUCUGUUAUCUAUCACGUUGAAUCUAUCUAUCUAUCUAUCUAUCUAUCUAUCUAUCUAUCUUCUUUUUAGGUCUUCUAUCUUUCUAUUUCAUCUAGUUACUAUCUUUCUAUCCCAGUCCUUUACCUAUCUAUCUAUCUAUCUAUCUAUCUAUCUAUCUAUCUAUCUAUCUAUCUAUCUAUCUAUGUCAAUAUCUUCCUAUCUAUCUAUCUAUCUAUCUAUCUAUCUAUCUAUCUAUCUAUCUAAUUUCUUCUUUUUAAGUCUUCUAUCUUUCUAUUUCAUCCAUUCAUAUCUAUCUAUCUAUCUAAUUUCAUCUUUUCAUACCUUCUAUCUAUCUAUCUAUCUAUCUAUCUAUCUAUCUAUCUAUCUCAGUCUGUUAUCUAUCUACUUACCUAUCACAGUCUGUUCAUAUCUAUCUAUCUAUCUAUCUAUCUAUCUAUCUAAUUCUUUCUUUUUAGAUCUUCUAUCUUUCUACUUCACUAUUGCUAUCUAUCUAUCUAUCUAUCUAUCUAUCUAUCUAUCUAUCUAUCUAUCUAUCUAA